Choloepus didactylus (southern two-toed sloth) is the source of this 887-nucleotide messenger RNA. Its product is annotated as E3 ubiquitin-protein ligase RNF170-like. NCBI's taxonomy places the organism in Eukaryota, Metazoa, Chordata, Mammalia, Pilosa, Megalonychidae. Bases 177 to 887 code for a protein of 236 amino acids. Gene Ontology annotation, molecular function: ubiquitin protein ligase activity. The transcript has a single exon. The record is from RefSeq and is a predicted model, not a curated record.
UUGCCCAUUUACCAGUGAACCCCUGCCUGCCGAGAAACCUGGAAACCCUUUACCUUUACCUCUCACAAGGCACCUAUUUUUCACCUGGAGAAAAUGAUGUGGUAUGAUGAUAAGAGCAUGGGAACCAAGUCAACGGGAAUUGGCGAGGUAGUUCCUCUGCGGUGGAGAGUCCUGGAAUGGCCAGAUAUCAAGGUGAAGUUCAAAGUUUGAAACUGGAUGAUGAUUCAGUUACAGAAGGAGUAAGUGACCAGGUACUUGUGGCAGUUGUGGUCAGUUUCGCUUUGAUUGCUACCCUGGUAUAUGCACUUUUCAGAAAUGCACAUCAAAACAUUCACCCAGAAAACCAAGAGCUAAUAAGGGUGCUUCGGGGACAACUUCAAACAGAACAGGAUGCACCUGCUCCUGCUCGACAGCAGUUCUAUACUGACAUGUACUGUCCAAUCUGUUUACAUCAGGCCUCCUUCCCUGUUGAAACGAACUGUGGACAUCUUUUUUGUGGUACCUGCAUUAUUGCAUAUUGGCGAUACGGUUCGUGGCUUGGGGCAAUCAGUUGUCCAGUCUGCAGACAAACGGUAACUUUACUCCCAACAGUAUUUGGUGAAGAAAAUCACUCUCAGGAUAUUGUACGAUUGCAUCAAGAUAUUAAUGAUUAUAACCAGAGAUUCUCAGGGCAGCCCAGAUCUAUUAUGGAAAGAAUUAUGGAUCUAUCCACUUUACUGAGGCAUGCAUUCAGGGGGAUGUUUUCGUUUGGAGGUCUUUUCUGGAUGUUCCGGAUCAGGAUAAUUCUUUGUUUAAUGGGCGCUUUUUUCUACCUUAUAUCACCUCCAGAUUUUGUUCCUGAAGCCAAAUUGUUCCAAUUUGUUUGGAAUUCUAGGCUUUCUAGAUGA